GUGCGACUGCGCCAUGCACGAGGUUUGAGCUUGUUCGGGUCUUCAAAAAGCUGAUGUAAUACUCGAGAAGCAGGCUGAACGAAAGCAUUGGUAUAGAAAUCGACAUAUGAGCAGACUUUCAGGCUAAAAAUCGACCAUAUUUGCGAACAAACCCAUUCAGCUCGAAUUUCCAAGUGAUCAGCAGUUCAGUCUUUCAAAAUGUCAGAGGAAGAUCCUAUACUCAGUGAAUUGGCUUCCAAAAAGAAGAAGAAGAAGAAGAAGAUCCCAUUUGAACUGGAUUCUUUAGAAACUGGCGCUGCAGAAGGUUCGGCACCUGCUGAUGCUCCAUCAGACACUCCAGUUAAGGCUGACAAGGAGAACAAAGAGCCGGCAGAUGAUGAAACACUGGACCUGGAACUGGCUGGAAAGAAGAAACGGAAGAAGAAAUUUUUAGACAUGGCUAAACUAGACGCCGCAUUACCUGAGGUUGACCCCAGUAAUCAGGGAACAAAUGAAGGUUCUGCAUUAACUGAGGAUGCUCCCCCAGAGGAUGACGUUCUCGACUUUAAUCUCACGCAGAAGAAGAAGAAAAAGAAGAAGAAGGACAUAGAUGAAGAACUCGAGGGUGGAAAAAUGGAUAAAUCUGAGGAUGCAGAAAAUGAGUUGACCAACAAAUCCACUUGGUUCGGUGAUGACCGCGACUACACCUACGAUGAACUGCUAAAACGUGUCUUCAACAUCAUGCAUGAAAAGAACCCAGACAUGGCUCUCGGCAAGAAGCAGAAGUUUGUCAUGCGGCCACCCCACGUUGUGCGUAUCGGCACAAAGAAGACCUCAUUUGCCAAUUUCACGGAAGUGUGCAAAAUAUUGCAUCGGCAGCCGAAACAUUUGCUCGACUUCCUUCUUGCUGAGUUGGGCACCAGUGGGUCUGUGGACGGAAACAGCCAGCUGAUCAUCAAAGGUCGCUUCCAGCAGAAGCAGAUUGAAAUUGUGUUGCGUCGUUAUAUCAAGGAAUACGUGACCUGCCACACUUGUCGCUCUCCUAAUACCAUCCUGCAGAAGGACACACGAAUAUUCUUCCUGCAAUGCGAAGACUGUGGUUCUAGGUGCUCUGUGGCCAGCAUCAAGUCUGGUUUCCAGGCCGUCACAGGAAAACGAGCUGCAAUCAGAGCGAAAACAACGUGAAUCUGUUUUUAUGGUUGAGGGUCUUGCUGGUGUCCAGAGGGUGACUCAAGAUCUUAUUUACAGUAUCUCUAUAAUUUCUCAAAAAUUGAAAGGAAAAUUCUCAUUCUGUCUUGAUUUGAUAAAGGAUAAAUAAUGAAACAAUAGACCAGAAAUACACUACUUUAAAGUAACAGUCUUGUGUAAAUUUUUCACUUGUCCUGCUUGCAGAAAUAAAAUCCAUGUUAUACAACUUUCAUUAUUAA
Messenger RNA from Cloeon dipterum, 1406 nucleotides. It is a transcript of the gene eIF2beta, whose product is annotated as eukaryotic translation initiation factor 2 subunit beta. Lineage: Eukaryota; Metazoa; Arthropoda; Insecta; Ephemeroptera; Baetidae. Gene Ontology annotation, molecular function: mRNA binding; translation initiation factor binding; translation initiation factor activity. Gene Ontology annotation, biological process: translational initiation; formation of cytoplasmic translation initiation complex; formation of translation preinitiation complex. The transcript is spliced from 7 exons. The coding region runs from base 199 to 1164 and encodes 321 amino acids. The record is from RefSeq and is a predicted model, not a curated record. Gene Ontology annotation, cellular component: eukaryotic translation initiation factor 2 complex.